AAAUCAAAACACAAACAAAUGCUUAUCACGUGAUUGGUAUCACGUUUUUUCAUUUUUUUAAUUUUUUCCCAAUAAAUUCAGAAUUAAUUAUUCAAUUAAAAAAUGCCUUUAAUUGUGAUAUGUGGAAAACCUUUGACAGGAAAAUCGACAACUGCAAAAACAUUAGAAUCAUUUUUUGGUGAAAAAUGUUGUUUAGUAGUUGUUAGUGAUGAAGAGAAAUUAUGCGAUCAAGGAUUGGAAACAAUUUAUCGUAAUGCCCAGAAAGAAAAAGAUCUACGUUCUUGGCUUAAAUCCGAAGUUCAACGUCAUCUUAGUUCACCAGAAACGCUAGUAAUCUUAGAUUCAACUAAUUACAUUAAAGGUUUUCGUUAUGAACUGUAUUGUCUUAGUAAACAAUUCCAACAUACAUUCGCACUAAUUGAAUGUUUACCACCAAUGGCAAAAUUGGAUGAAUAUGAACAAUUUAUUAAUGAACAUUUCAACCAAACACUCACUACUAUCGAACAGAACAGUCCGAUUCGGUGUUAUACCAAAGAGAUAUUCAAUGAAUUAUGUCAACGUUAUGAGCCACCUACAUCUUCGAAUCGUUGGGAAGAACCUUUGUUUCGGAUUGAAUUCAAAGCUCAACAAUUACCAUUGGAUGAAAUAAACCAAGCACUUUUUCAACGUACAAAAUUAAAACCCAAUCGAAGUACACAAUCAAUGCCGAUGACCACCGAUAAUUUUAUAAUGGAAUUGGAUAAUCAAACACAGUUGGUAGUGAAACAAAUUCAAACGGCAUUACAAUUGAAUCAGCUACGAGAAAUACGAAUCACCGGCACAGAUGUAACGGUGAAUCUAAAUCGAAAGAUUCCUAUAGCCGAAAUGAACCGAUUCCGGCGACAAUUUAUUAAUUAUGCCAAAUUGAAUCCAUUCAAUGAUAAAGAUCGUAUUAUAACAGCAUUUGUACAGUUUAUAAACAAUAGUUCAAAUAUCUAAUCAAAUAAAAAUUUUUAAAAAAUAUAA
Dermatophagoides pteronyssinus (European house dust mite) is the source of this 1005-nucleotide messenger RNA. Its product is annotated as protein KTI12 homolog. The record is from RefSeq and is a predicted model, not a curated record. NCBI's taxonomy places the organism in Eukaryota, Metazoa, Arthropoda, Arachnida, Sarcoptiformes, Pyroglyphidae.